UGUGAAAUACACAGCGUCCGUCACAGCUUGUUAAAUCUGUGGUGCAAAGUACAAAUGACACCAGUCACGAAAGUUCACCUGUGUCCAAACUAAGAUGGCGUGUGCCAAGAAUUCGCAAACUAAUGCCGCUUUAUACAGCACGUUUUCUUCAAUUCAAUAUAAAGCAGGUUGUAGUUUUCUUGAAACCUUAAACCUGAAGCUUGGUGAUAAAGUAUUGGAUAUGGGAUGUGGGACAGGAGAAUUGACAAAAUAUAUCGCGGAACGAGUAGGCCAUGACGGUGAGGUGGUCGGUGUUGAUCCCGACCAUACAAGGAUUAAAGUUGCUCAUGAAAACAUGACGGUCCCAAACGCGAGUUUUCACACCGGAAGAAGCGAGUCUGGAUUUCCAAACGAUAACCAAGCUUACUACGACCUUCAUUUCAGUAAUCACGUUUUCCAUUGGUUGAACGACGAAGAUAAGGCGGCCUAUGUCAAAGUUGCUUUUAAUUGCCUCAAGUCGGGAGGUGUGAUAGCUGUUCAAUGUCUGGCAAAGCCUGACGACGACAUUAAUAAUCGCUUCAUUGAAUCUGCACUCAGUACGUCUUUAUCGCCCAAAUGCCAUUUUGCUGAAGAAGGCUCUGCGAGAGAGUUGCUGCAUGACGUUGGUUUCACUCAUGUUGAUGUAAAGAUCAUUCCUUCGGUCUGCUACUAUAGUUCGUUUGAAGUGUAUUCGAAGGGCUUUCUUGCAGCGGCUUGUACAGAUAUCAGUGAGCUGGCGGAUAAAGCGUUGUUAGAGGAGUUCAAAAUGAAAUCCAUUGAGAAAGAUGGUAGAGUGAAAUCAAAAUACAAUCUGUUUCAAAUAAAGGGACGAAAAUCGUAAACAAAUUUAGUAUCGUUGUCCCGCUCCUGCAUGCAUGAAAAAGGAAUAGUAAAAAGUAUUUCAAAUUGUUAUGUUAUUUUAUUAAGCCGAGGACGCUUUAAACUGAUUACCUUUGUAUGUGUGAAACCAUUAAAAGUAGACAAUGUUUAAAAAUUUAAAUAAAAUACAAGAGAAACAUACUAUACUGCAUCUUUU
Molecule: messenger RNA, 1054 nt
Organism: Dendronephthya gigantea
Lineage: Eukaryota; Metazoa; Cnidaria; Anthozoa; Malacalcyonacea; Nephtheidae
Product: juvenile hormone acid O-methyltransferase-like
Exons: 1
Coding region: 95-859 (254 amino acids)
Source: RefSeq, a predicted model, not a curated record